AAGCAAAUUUUUGUUUUCAUGAAUUUUUACGAUAUAGCCCGUUGACGAUAGCCAAUUUUGACUUUGUGGAUAUGGUAACUAGUGCCAACCCAGAAGGAGUUGCAACAUUUGAAGUAUCAAGAAGAAAGUAUUAAAUCUACCUUGCUGUUUCUAUGUCUCAAGAUGACAAGCGUUGCCCUCCUGAGGAGUUGAAGCGCUGGAGCUCGCCUGGCCUUGAACAUGAAUUCACCAGAGGACAGUUCUUCCUUUUCCACUCAGAAGAACUCAAAUUGGACCAACCACCAAACAUCCACUCCACAGCCAGGACUUAGCCCAGUUCAAACACCUGUUUCAACCAACCCUGCUAGCCUGUCUCAAUCACUAAUUACACCCCAGAAACAGAAGACAGCAGAGAAUGGAACCUCUGAUGCAUCACAGCCACACAGUGAACGGCGCAAGAGGGGGAGGCCACCCAAAGACAAGACACCUCAUACAGUCCCAGAACAUCAGAUCCAGUCCCCUUCAGAUUCAGACCCAUGUUCACAGCGAGAGGAAGAAACUAAUGCUGUCAGAGUGAUACAUCCCCUCUCAUCCAACUCACCUAUGCCUGAGGACCGGUGUCAGUCACCUGAUGUCCUAACAGAGGUUGAGACACAGCCCCUGUCACCCAGCCCACCUGUGCCUGAGGACCGGUGUCAGUCACCUGAUGCCCUAACAGAGGUUGAGACACAGCCCCUGUCACCCAGCCCACCUGUGCCUGAGGACCGGUGUCAGUCACCUGAUGCCCUAACAGAGGUUGAGACACAGCCCCUGUCACCCAGCCCACCUGUGGGCUCCUCUGAACUACCUUCCCCCACCAGGGAUUUACAGAGGGUACAUCGUAACGAAGGGUCCUAUCUCUGUAGUCCAUCUGUAGAACAAGGAGAUACAACCAGCCAUAAUGUCCUAAUUGCUAGAGAUCACACAUAUUCACUGACCAGAGAGCUAGAGGCUGAACCAUUUGUUUCACCCCAGAAACAGAGGACCACAGAGAAAGGAACCUCUGAUCAGGCACAGCCACACGGUGAACGGCGCAAGAGGGGGAGGCCACCCAAAGACAAGACACCUCAUACUGUCCCAGGACAUCAGAUCCAGUCCCCUUCAGAUUCAGACCCAAGUUCACAGCCACACGGUGAAUGGCGCAAGAGGGGGAGGCCACCCAAAGACAAGACACCUCAUACUGUCCCAGGACAUCAGAUCCAGUCCCCUUCAGAUUCAGACCCAAGUUCACAGCCACACGGUGAAUGGCGCAAGAGGGGGAGGCCACCCAAAGACAAGACACCUCAUACUGUCCCAGGACAUCAGAUCCAGUCCCCUUCAGAUUCAGACCCAAGUUCACAGCGAGAGGAACAAACUGAUGCUGUCACAGUGACACAUCCCCUCUCAUCCAACUCACCUGUGCCUGAGGACAGGUGUCAGUCACCGGUGAGGAAGUAUAGAAAAAAAUCAGAGACCCCUAAGGUAGACCAGUCGCAGGAGACUGACCAGUCGCAGGAGACUGACCAGUCGCAGGAGACUGACCAGUCGCAGGAGACUGACCAGUCGCAGGAGAUCCAGUCCCCUUCUGAUUCAGACCCAAGUUCACAGCCACACGGUGAACGGCGCAAGAGGGGGAGGCCACCCAAAGACAAGACACCUCAUACUGUCCCAGAACAUCAGAUCCAGUCCCCUUCAGAUUCAGACCCAAGUUCACAGCCACACGGUGAAUGGCACAAGAGGGGGAGGCCACCCAAAGACAAGACACCUCAUACUGUCCCAGAACAUCAGAUCCAGUCCCCUUCAGAUUCAGACCCAAGUUCACAGCCACACGGUGAAUGGCACAAGAGGGGGAGGCCACCCAAAGACAAGACACCUCAUACUGUCCCAGGACAUAAAAUCCAGUCCCCUUCAGAUUCAGACACAUGUUCACAGCGAGAGGAACAAACUGAUGCUGUCACAGUGACACAUCCCCUCUCAUCCAACUCACCUGUGCCUGAGGACAGGUGUCAGUCACCGGUGAGGAAGUAUAGAAAAAAAUCAGAGACCCCUAAGGUAGACCAGUCGCAGGAGACAGACCAGUCGCAGGAGACUGACCAGUCGCAGGAGAUCCAGUCCCCUUCUGAUUCAGACCCAAGUUCACAGCCACACGGUGAACGGCGCAAGAGGGGGAGGCCACCCAAAGACAAGACACCUCGUACUGUCCCAGGACAUCAAAUCGAGUCCCGUUCUGAUUCAGACCCAUGUUCACAGCCACACAGUGAACGGCGCAAGAGGGGGAGGCCACCCAAAGACAAGACACCUCAUACUGUCCCAGGACAUCAAAUCCAGUCCCGUUCUGAUUCAGACCCAAGUUCACAGCCACACAGUGAACGGCGCAAGAGGGGGAGGCCACCCAAAGACAAGACACCUCAUACUGUCCCAGGACAUCAAAUCCAGUCCCGUUCUGAUUCAGACCCAAGUUCACAGCCACACAGUGAACAGCGCAAGAGGGGGAGGCCACCCAAAGACAAGACACCUCGUACUGUCCUAGGACAUCAGACCAAUCAGGCCCUAACAGAUACACACGCAUGUUCACAGCCAGAGGACCAAACAGAGGCUGAGACACAGUCCUUGACAUCCAACUCACCUGCGCCUGGCCUUGAGGACAGGUGUCCGGCACCGGUGACAAAGAGGAAGUAUACAAAAAAAUCAGAGACCCCUAAGGUAGACCAGUCGCAGGAGACCGACCAGUCGCAGGACAGUGAGAAUUUGAGCAAGAGGAAACAUGCAUCUAAAACGUCACAGACCUCCAAGGUAGCUCAAUCACAUGACCAGUCGCAGGAGACUGUGAGGAAGUGGAAACAUACUAGAAAGUCACAGAGCCAUAAAGUAGACCAGUCACAGGAAACUGAGGGGAAUAGGGAAAAGACAUCUGAAAUAUCGCUGAAGCGUAAGCUAGAGUCACAAGUGGAGACUGUUAAAAAGAGAAAAUAUACUAAGAAAUCAAAGAGCCAUAAUGUAGUCUCUGCCAACCCCAUCUCACUCCCUGUGCUAUCUGCAGACCUCUCCCCCAGCGUUGUCUCUUCCACACACAACCCUCCUGGUGUCCCAAAGAGAAAACAUAGAAAAAAAACACAGAGCCACAGGGUAGACUCUGAGAGCGUCUCUUCAUUCCCUGUUCUAUCUGCAGAACUCUCUCCUAUCUGGAGCCUCUCUCCUACUCUCAGCCCUCCUGGUGUCUCUUCCUCGACAAGCACACCUAAGAGAGUCAGAGGCAGAACUAAGGGGGUCCAGCAACAGAUCUGUCUUAGCUCUACCCCAGACCCCAGAUCCUCCAUAGGAACAGCCAACCCCUUCUCUGUCGCUCCGUCUCCCCUGGCCCCCAGCUCUAAGCCAGACAGCCCUCAGAACGCCUCACCUAUCACCUGGAAGCUGUUCCAUCUAGACAAGAUUCCAGAGCCAGACGGAGCUGUACCCAGCAGUAAACCUUGGGGUAAACCCAGAGGUCGACCAAGGAAGGACCCGGCUGGAGUGAAGAAGCCGGCUGUAGUGAAGGGAGUGAAGAAGCCGGCUGUAGUGAAGGGAGUGAAGAAGCUGGCUGUCGUGAAGGGAGUGAAGAAGCUGGCUGUCGUGAAGGGAGUGAAGAAGCCGGCUGUCGUGAAGGGAGUGAAGAAGCUGGCUGUCGUGAAGGGAGUGAAGAAGCUGGCUGUCGUGAAGGGAGUGAAGAAGCUGGCUGUCGUGAAGGGAGUGAAGAAGCCGGCUGUAGUGAAUGGAGUGAAGAAGCUGGCUGUCGUGAAGGGAGUGAAGAAGCCGGCUGUCGUGAAGGGAGUGAAGAAGCCGGCUGUAGUGAAAGGAGUGAAGAAGCCGGCUGUAGUGAAGGGAGUGAAGAAGCCGGCUGUCGUGAAGGGAGUGAAGAAGCCGGCUGUAGUGAAGGGAGUGAAGAAGCCGGCUGUCGUGAAGGGAGUGAAGAAGCCGGCUGUCGUGAAGGGUGUGAAGAAGCCGGCUGUCGUGAAGGGGGUGAAGAAGCCGGCUGUCGUGGAGAGCGUGAAGGACCCAACUGUAGUGAAGAGAGUGAAGAACCCGGCUGUAGGGAAGAGAGUGAAGACUCAAUGUGGUAAGAAGGUGAAGACUGCAGCAGAGGGAGGUUCCCAGACCUGCAGCUCAGAGGAUGGGCCUCCUGCCAAGCACAGACGUAGAAUCAGGAAGGGUCUUACAGCAGAGGGAGGUUCCCAGACCUGCAGCUCAGAGGAGGGGCCUCCUGCCAAGCACAGACGUAGAAUCAGGAAGGGUCUUACAGCAGAGGGAGGUUCCCAGACCUGCAGCUCAGAGGGGCCUCCUGCCAAGCACAGACGUAGAAUCAGGAAGGGUCUUACAGCAGAGGGAGGUUCCCAGACCUGCAGCUCAGAGGGGCCUCCUGCCAAGCACAGACGUAGAAUCAAGAAGGGUCUUACAGCAGAGGGAGGUUCCCAGACCUGCAGCUCAGAAGAGGGGCCUCCUGCCAAGCACAGACGUAGAAUCAGGAAGGGUCUUACAGCAGAGGGAGUGGAGAGAGUCGGGCUGCAGAGUGACGACAGCACCAGCUCUCAGCCAAUCCAAUGCUCCAGACCACGGUUUGAGCUACUGGAGUUGGACUCACCGGACGAAGACACAGGAGAUGCCUCCCUGUCCUCAAACCUGUCCAUCGAACUGAGCCUACAGGAAGACCACCUGACAUCACUUCCUCUUGAAGAGGAGGAGGAGGAAGAGCAGGAGGAUGAGGAAGAUCUGCCCAGUUUCUUAAAUAACACAAAGCCGCUGUCCAUAACAGAGGGAAUAUGUGUUUGGUGCAAAUUUAGAAACUAUCCUUUCUGGCCGGCAAUGGUGAAAAGCGUGAACCGGAAGAUGAAGAAAGCCAGCAUUGUGUUUAUUGACAACCUGCUGUUUGACAAGAAGAGGAUACGAAAAGGCUUCUCUGUGGCCUUAAAAACAUUGAAGCCUUUCGACUGUGAAGAGGCUGAUCAGCUUGUGUGUAAAGCCAGAGAGAGUUAUGAUGCUGCCAUCAAAUGGUGCCUGGAGCUGAUCGCCGACUAUAGAAUCCGUAUCGGAUGCGGCUUCACCGGUUCCUUCAUUGAAUACUUUUCAGAUGACAUAAGUAGCCUUCCACAAGCUUCCCACAAUAAGUUGGGUGAAUUUUGGCCCAUUCAUCCUGACAGAACUGGUGUAACGGAGUCAGGUUUGUAGGCCUCCUUGCUUGCACAUGCUUUUUCAGUUCUGCCCACACAUUUUCUAUAGGAUUGAGGUCAGGGCUUUGUGAUGGCCACUCCAAUACCUUGACUUUGUUGUCCUUAAGCCAUUUUGCCACAACUUUGGAAGUAUGCUUGGGGUCAUUGUCCAUUUGGAAGACCCAUUUGCGACCAAGCUUUAACUUCCUGAUUGAUGUCUUGAGAUGUUGCUUCAAGAUAUCCACAUAAUUUUCCUACGUCAUGAUGCUAUCUAUUUUGUGAAGUGCACCAGUCCCUCCUGCAGGAAAGCACCCCCACAACAUGAUGCUGCCAGCCCCGUGCUUCACGGUUGGGAUGGUGUUCUUCAGCUUGCAAGCGUUACCCUUUUUCCUCCAAACAUAACGAUGGUCAUUAUGGCCAAACAGUUCUAUAUUUAUUUCAUGAGACCAGAGGACAUUUCUCCAAAAAGUACUGUCUUUGUCCUCAUGUGCAGUUGCAAACCGUUGUCUGGCUUUUUUAUGGCGGUUUUGGAGCAGUGGCUUCUUCCUUGCUGAGCGGCCUUUCAGGUUAUGUCGAUAUAGGACUGGUUUUACUGUGGAUAUAGAUACUUUUGUACCUGUUUCCUCCAGCAUCUUCACAAGGUCCUUUGCUGUUCUGGGAUUGAUUUGCACUUUUAGACUUUUUUUUUAGACCUUUGGAGGUCUACAAUUUUUAAAAAGAUUUUUCCAUUUUCCCUUUUGCUUGACAUCAUGGGAAUAUCAGAGGCACUGAGUUUGAAGGUAGGCCUUGAAAUACAUCCACAGGUACACCUCCAAUUGAGUCAAAUGAUGUCAAUUAGCCUAAAGCCAUGACAUAAUUUUCUGGAAUUUUCCAAGUAAUUUAAAGGCACAGUCAACUUAGUGUAUUUAAACUUCUGACCCACUGGAAUUGUGAUACAGUGAAAUAAUCUGUCUAAACAGUUGUUGGAAAAAUUAUUUGUGUCAUGCACAAAGUAGAUGUCCUAACCGACUUGCCAAAACAAUAGUUUGUUAACAAGAAAUUGGUGGAGUGGUUGAAAAACUAGUUCUAAUGACUCCAACCUAAGUGUAUGUAAACUUCCCACUUCAACUGUACACAUGGAUUUAGUACUGUAGAUAUGUGGUAGUGGUGGAGUUGGGGCCUGAGGGCACACAUUGUGUUGUGACUGUAUUGUAAUUUUUUGUAAAAUUGUAGAAACGGCCUUAAUUUUACUGGACCCCGGGAAGAGUAGCUGCUGCUUUAGCAGCUGUUGGGGAUCCAUAAUAAAUACACAUAAAGGUGACAUAUGGAUAAAUAACCUGCCUGAUCCAC
Messenger RNA from Oncorhynchus nerka (sockeye salmon), 6506 nucleotides. RefSeq names its product serine/arginine repetitive matrix protein 2-like. The coding region runs from base 220 to 5196 and encodes 1658 amino acids. Lineage: Eukaryota; Metazoa; Chordata; Actinopteri; Salmoniformes; Salmonidae. Gene Ontology annotation, molecular function: DNA binding. The record is from RefSeq and is a predicted model, not a curated record. The transcript has 10 exons.